AUGUCGUCGUUACUCGCCUAUCUCCAAAGCUACCUUCCCGCCGGUCCCGGUUGGCUACCGACGUGGCAGCUCGUCGUCGCCGUCACCGCGACAUUGAACACAGCGAGCAACGUCGCCUCGCUUGCACCGUCGCGCCGUCUCUACACCGGCAUGGCCGCAUUCGUCAACCCGCUCCAGGCCAGGACGUUCGCGAUUUGGACGCUGACGUCAGCAGCCGUUCGCUUCUACGCAGCAUACAACAUCCACAACAAGCUCAUCUACGACCUCGCCCUCUUCACCUACCUGUUCGCCUUCUUCCACUUUGCUUCCGAGAUCCUCAUCUUCAAAACAGCCAAGCUCGCGGGGCCUGCCAUCAGCCCCGUCCUUGUCGCUUCUUCGUCUCUGAUCUGGAUGCUUACGCAGUACAAAUUCUACGUACAGCCAUGA
Epithele typhae is the source of this 426-nucleotide messenger RNA. Its product is annotated as Erg28-like protein. NCBI's taxonomy places the organism in Eukaryota, Fungi, Basidiomycota, Agaricomycetes, Polyporales, Epitheliaceae. Gene Ontology annotation, cellular component: endoplasmic reticulum; membrane. The record is from RefSeq and is a predicted model, not a curated record. Gene Ontology annotation, molecular function: protein-macromolecule adaptor activity. The transcript is spliced from 5 exons. Bases 1 to 426 code for a protein of 141 amino acids.